Fonticula alba is the source of this 3298-nucleotide messenger RNA. RefSeq lists its product as hypothetical. Lineage: Eukaryota; Rotosphaerida; Fonticulaceae. Bases 164 to 2866 code for a protein of 900 amino acids. The record is from RefSeq and is a predicted model, not a curated record. The transcript has 8 exons.
CCACAGUGCCGCAUCCUUGUCCCUCCCAUUGCUCCGGAAGCGCCCCCCUCCUCCCCCUCCCCCUCCUGUCCCCUGCUUGCCCGCCCUUUUCCCUCGCCCCCGCUGCCGCGCGCCCCUUGUCUCGUCUUCCUUUUUUCGUUCCCCUCCCGCGGCAUCCGGCCACAUGAGCCAGGCCUGGUUCCAGCCCCCGGCCGGGCGUGCGCCUGUCUCCGCCACGGCCGACGUCUUGGCCUCCCUCGGGGGCUCCCUCCUGUCGAGGGCAGCGGAUGAUGCCCCGAAGCAGGGCGACGAGCAGCGCCCGGCCGCGGUGGCCGGCCCGCCGUCCAGCGGCCCCGAUCUCCCGGGGUCCGGUUCAUUCGCCGGGCUCCUGAGCGGACCGGGUUAUUUCCAGCGCGAACAGCAACGCCAGCGCGAGCACCAAUUCCGACACUUCGAAGAGCAGCAACAGCGCCUGCGCCAGCAGCAGCAACAGCAGGAACUCCUGGCUCGGAGGACUUUCCUCUCGCAGCGUGUCGAUGGGACCCUGGUAUGCCGGGGACUGGCUCGCUGUGGGCUGCUCUCAUCGGCCUGCACCGGCGCCUUCAUGCUUCUUCGCUGCACCGAGCUGUCGGCCCUCUCGCGAGCGACCCUCCUGGCCCUGACGAGCGCCAUCUAUUUGGAAGCCGGAGAUCGCCCUAUGUCCCGGCACCUCCGGGCCCAAAUGCGGCGUCUGUUCGAGGCGGACCCCGAACUCGGGGGCGCCCACUUCCCCACGGCGGCCGAUCUGUACCGCGCGGCGCAGGACGACGUGGCCGUCGGCCUGGAUGGGGUGGAUGAUCCGGCCGUCGAUCAGGCCAUCCUCUUUGUGGAUCUGGUCGAAGCCGGGGACCUCGGGCUGGAUGCCGUCUGGUGGGGCGGCUUGCGCGAGUCCGUCAUCCACAUGCGCGAAAACAUGGCCAUGAGCCGCGGCGCUGAGGCAAUCAGUUUGAUCGAGGAAAUUCUCUUUGCCUGUCCCGUCGCUCUGGAGCUCUGGACCCUGCUUGGGCAGCUGUACAGCUCCUUCAUUUUGAGCAUGCCCUCGGCCACCAUCGGCGACGGGGCCAAUUUCAUCCUGCACCGGACUUCCCGACUGGGAUCCUUUGCCGGGAUGCUGCCGCCCGGGUGUGGCCCGGAGCAGGCCAGCUGCCCGGUUCGAUGUGCUUGUGACCCCCAGCACCGGGCCAAUGCCCCGGGACAGUGGCGCUGUCCGGUGGCUGACCCUCGGACCGAGGGCUCGGCGGAUCCCUGCUUGCGAGCAAUCCCGCCGGUGAGCUACUCAUCGUGCGUGUGCGAUGCCACGGUCCAUCCGGUCCCGGUCCCGAGCCCGGGCACGGCCGCGGCCAACCCCGCGGCCGCGAGCCUACGCCCACCGGACUUCCAUUUGGCCGACUGGGAAGUCACACACUCCGGACCCGGGGCCAUCCUCUGGCGGAGCAUCCUCCCCCGAGGGUUGAGCUUCUGCCCGGCCCUGCGUGCUGGUAUCGCGCGGAACUGGCUCAUUGCGGCGGCCGGCGUGGCACUCGACUCGGACCCGGACUCUGUCAUUGCGGCCACCGAGCACUUGGUGGCCCUCUUCCCGGAGCACCCGCACUUCCUGGUCGCUCAAGCUGAGGCCCACCUCCGAUGCAGCUCGGUGUGCUCGACCACGCUCUGCUCGACCCUGGAUGUGCCUUUCGGUCGGUACAUCUGCGAACCGGCCACCCCGGCCCCGGGGAAUGGCACGGAUCCUGUGGGGCCGCUCAUCAUGGCCGAGGAUGGGUGGCAUGCCCUGGAGGGCCUGCCGGCCGCCAGUGCACGGCGCGCCGCAUCCAUGAUCCUCCAGCGUCUGGAUUCCCUGUAUCCCGGUGCCAUGGCCGGCAUCGGCCGGGUGGCCAUUGGCGCGUCAUUUGCCGAGGAGGAUAUCUUCCGUCUCCUCUCCCGGGUGUCACUCAUGGACAAUGGCUGCCCGGAAAAGUGGCUCGUGGCCGGGGCCUGGGCAGCGCAGGGUACUCGCGACCUGCCGGCCCUGCUGGCCGCAGUGGAGGCCCUCGCGCGGCUGACCCCCGAAGAGGCCGGAGGCAAGCUCCCGAGCGCCGGGCCACCCCCCCAGGCCCGGGUGUGUCCCCUGCCAAGCAGCCUGCUUUUGACCAACGAUCCCCUGGUCCGGGCACAUCAGCUGGCGGCCGCCGCGCUGGUUGACCGGGCCCGGCAAACAUCGACCGAUGCCAUCUCCGCCGCCCGGCGCGGGGUCGAUGUCAACCAGGCGGCCGCGGCCGAGAGCGUCACGGCCGACACCGAGGCGGCCAUUGGCCAUGCGGCGUCGGCUCGGGCCCUGGCCCCGGGGCUGGCCUGGACACAGGUGAUGCUUGGUGUGGCGCUGGCCGCACGGCGGUGCUUCGCCGCCGCGCGCGCCGUCCUCCGCCACGGCGCCGGGUCCGGACUGACACUCGGCCUGACGGCCCCGGCGGCCCCGGGCAGCACGACCCACCUGCCGGUCCUGUCGCGCGGGCUCUUCCGCCUGCACCCGGGCGUGGUCUCGGCCUACGUGCGCCUGGCGUUGCACCUGACGGCCCAGACCUUCGACACAUCGGUGCCCAUCGAGCGCGAGGAAGCUCGCCAGGCCACCUACCAUGAGAACGAGUGGCUGGACAUGGACUAUCUGGUUUUGUCGAUGGCCCGCCAGGGGCGUGGCCGUGUUGGCCGGGCGGAUCUCAUCGGCCUGGCGGCCAUGCUGGCCGGGCGCCGGCUCGGCCCGGUGACCGCGCUCAAAAUGUGCGUCCUUUCGCCAUCCGGUCGUGUUCUGCCCCAUAUGCGGCCGGGCCUCCUGCCACUGCCUGGGGGUUUCCUCCUGGGUGCUCUCCAACGGUGACUCACGCGUCUGGCCUCCUGGCUGUCUUUCUUUUUUUCUAGCAUGUCCGAGUUUUUCGACGAUCAAGAUGCACAGCCGGGCCUCGGGGCACCGGUCGGCUUGUAUAUCAUGCUCGGCGAGACGCACACCCUGCUCAUGAAGCUCGUUGGGUCCGGGGUUUUGGAGCCGGUGGUCCCGGUGGACCAGGAGAAUGAGCAGCCCCCGGAGGCCGAUGGCUCCCGGCCAGGAUCCGGCCCCUCCGAGUGGCCGAAGUCGGAAGAGGAGCACUUUACUCUGGCCCUGCAGGCAUACAGCCUGGCCCUGUCCCACUCGACGGGCGACCUGCGUCCGCGCAUCACCGCGCGCAUCGAGCUGCUCAACUCCCUAUUGGCAACUCAGCGCCGGAUUCCGAUUGAAUAGACCUCUCUUUCUUUGGUAUAUGGUCGUGAAAGG